AUGGCUGACCUUCCGCAGGAGAAGCGGCGCAAGGUGGAGCCCUGGCCCAGCUUCCCGGGCCUUGGCUGUGGCGAGCGGGAGGGUAGAGGCGAAAGUGGCUCCGUGCCCCUGCGCGCGGUGGCCAAGGUGGCAGAUGCCACGUGCCCGGAUGCACCAGCGGCUGGGCCCAUUGCAUCAGGCAUUGCGUUUCUGGAUCACAUGGUGGAUCAGCUGAACUCCCACGCGCAGCUGCGGGUGUCCCUUCAGGUCUGGCUGGGUGACGCCUGUAUCGAGCCGCAUUCCAACGAGUCCCGGGCCUCGGGGUGCGACGGCCAGGUUGUGGCUCUGGCCGGCGCCGCCUUGGGUGCCGCCGUGAAGGAGCUGCUGGACGGCGCGCAUGGGCAACGCAGGGCCAAUGGCGGAUCUUUUCGCUUCUGCGCGCCGCUGGAUGAGGCCUUCACAGAUCUCCGACUGGAGUUCCCCCAGCUGGGAGAGAAGGCGCUCGGCACGGAGAUUGACUUGGCCCCCUAUGGCUGCUUUCCACGUGGUGGCCGCCGACAGAUUGGCUCCUUUCGUACCGAGCUGACAGAGGUCUUUCUGCAUGCCUUUGCCGAGGCUUUAGGCGCGUCGCUCAAGGUCCGCAAGGUCCGUGGCGACAACGCCCAUCACAUAGUCGAGGCCACCUUCAAGAGCCUGGCGCGGUGCCUUCGCAGCGCCCUCGACGCCUUCAGCGGCGCUUCCGAAGGAGCCUUCGCCUUCGCCUCGGCGGCAAAGCCAAGGCGUGGCGGGAAGCAGCGCAGCACCAAGGAGACGAGCAUUGACGUCUCAAUUGAUCUUGACACGGCUGCUGAAGCUGAUGCCAACGGGCUCGCCACUGGGCUCCGCUUCCUCGACGUGCUGAUCGGGCGGUUACGGGCUGCGGCUGGCGUGGGCUUGCGCGCCUGCUGCCGAGGGGACACCUGGAUCGAUGACCAUCACAGCACUGAGGACGUGAUGAUCACGGUCGGCAAGGGCUUGGCUGAAGCGCUGGGCGAUAAGGCCGGCUGCACACGCAUGGCGUGGGCCGAAGGCGCCGAGGGUGCUGCGCAGGUGCUCUGCGUGAUGGACCUCUCAAACCGGCCUUCCUUCUGCAGCGAUCUGCGGCUGCAUGCGAAAGACGAAGAAUUCGUCGACGAUGUGUCCGUGGAGAUGAUCCACCACUGUUUCGAGUCCUUCGUCAUGAACGGGCUCAUGACCGUGCACCUGCUGCAGGCGCUCCAGAGUCAGAGUGCAGCGGGUGUGCAGCGCCCGAAGCAACGGCGGCGUCCGCUCGAGAGGUGGCGCUUGCCGCGGCGGAGGCCCUGGGAAGCGCGUUGA
This is a messenger RNA of Symbiodinium natans, 1335 nucleotides long. The record is from the annotation of a GenBank genome assembly. NCBI's taxonomy places the organism in Eukaryota, Dinophyceae, Suessiales, Symbiodiniaceae.